Messenger RNA from Penicilliopsis zonata CBS 506.65, 1629 nucleotides. RefSeq lists its product as hypothetical. Lineage: Eukaryota; Fungi; Ascomycota; Eurotiomycetes; Eurotiales; Aspergillaceae. The transcript is spliced from 9 exons. The record is from RefSeq and is a predicted model, not a curated record. Bases 324 to 1487 code for a protein of 387 amino acids.
CUCUUUCCUUGUUCUUUAAUUAGACGCAGGUUCGGCGGCGCCCGGCGAAACGGAAAUCGCCCCAGAAGCUACCAGCCCCCUGGUCUCUUCUCGGACUCUUUGUUCGCUCCAAGCUCGCUAGGAAGACACUGUCAAGCCGAUCGAAAUCUUUGUCAGCGAUCGAGGCAGGGUCCCGUCCAUGCUUAAAUGCGGUAUACCCCUCCAGCCAGGUUGCCAGGGCCGCCCAUUCUCUCCUUCGAUAGACAAUAUCCUACAGGGGGGGGGGGUUUUCUGUCUAGUACAAUAACCAUUACUCUUCUGCAGCAAAUAAGGAUCUUCGAACCAUGCCUCGUCGAUCGCCUCGGCCCGGAUCCGCCUCAGCGGCUACUGCUGCUUCCACAGCGGCCGCGCCAAAACGGCGCGUAUCCGCCAGAUUGAGCGCCGGCGGCGAUAGCAAAAAACGAAGACUGAACGCAGCUUAUGGCGACUCGGACUCUGCCAGGAAGAGCAAAGCUAAACGGUCAAGCGCAAAGCAGAAUUCAUCAACCCUGAACAAGCGCGGACAGUCACUCAAGAGCCGUGAAGAAGCCAAGGGCAGCGACGAAACCCAGGAUGCGACCGCCAGGCCGAAAGGGAAGGAGCUCUGGAGAGAAGGUGUUCGCACCGGUCUCGGGCCAGGGAAGGAAGUCUUCAUUCAGAAGCCCAAGGCCAGAGAUCCGGGUGAUACCCUAUAUGAGGAUGAAACGCUGCAUCCCAAUACCAUGUUGUUCCUGCAGGAUUUGAAACAGAAUAAUGACAGGGAAUGGCUCAAAGCCCACGAUGCCGACUACCGUGCUGCAAAGAAAGACUGGGAGACAUUUGUUGAAAGCCUCACUGAAAAGAUCAUUGAGAAAGACGAGACCAUCCCCGAACUUCCAGCCAAGGACGUCGUUUUUCGCAUCCACCGAGACGUUCGGUUCAGCAAGAAUCCCACUCCAUACAAGACUCAUUUCUCGGCUGCAUGGUCACGAACAGGCAAGAAAGGGCCUUACGCUGCAUACUAUGUUCACCUUGAACCCGAAGCCAGCUUUGUGGGUUGUGGUCUUUGGAUGCCCGAGGCUGAGAAGCUUGCACUUCUCCGCGAGGAGGUGGAUCAAAGGUCGCACCGUUUGAAAGCUAUCCUCCGAGAAGCAAACAUGCGCCGUGUGAUCUUCGACGGGAUACCAGACGAAGAACGAGAGGCAGUCAAAGCCUUUGUGGACCAGAAUAAGGAGAGCUCCCUCAAAAUUAAACCCAAGGGCUACGAGGUGGACAACGAAAACAUCCUGUUGCUACGCUUACGCAGCUUCACGAUCAGCAAAAGUCUGGCUGAUGUAGACUUGCUCGGUCCUACUGUGCAGGAGAAAAUUGCCACCCUGAUCGGUACCAUGGAGCCAUUUGUUACGUAUCUCAACAAAGUCGUCAUGCCGGAUCCUGGAGCCCAAGACUCAACCGACGAGUCUGAGGACGAAGAUGGCGCCAGCGUCUGAGCGACCUGGCCGUCGAUAUAGGGAUAGUAUUGCCCAUCUUAUCUUGUCUUGGAAUUUUCGAGUCGUAUGGUUCUGUCGCUUUUUUUUUUCCAGUCUGCUUGUUUCAGCCCCCCUCAUCCUUCCUUCUUCUUCAGUCCGUUUU